This is a messenger RNA of Symbiodinium natans, 516 nucleotides long. NCBI's taxonomy places the organism in Eukaryota, Dinophyceae, Suessiales, Symbiodiniaceae. The record is from the annotation of a GenBank genome assembly.
AUGUGGUGGCUUCAGCUCUUCUCCUGCGGCAGGGGCUGCGAGUGCCUCGCAGCUCGUGAGUGUGAAUGCAGCCGUGCUCGCGCGAGCUGCGACCGCGUGAUCUGCGUUCGCACGGGGGACCGCGCGCAGAGUGAUCGUCGCAUGCCGGAGAGCGUCACCGGCAUCCCCAACCUCGAUAAUGAUGCAGACUUCAGCAACUUUUUGUGCGGGCAAGCGCAGCGCUCAAAGGACCCAUCAGGCUUUCCUCCGGACACCCAGGAUACUUCCGACUUCUGGCACAGACUCCAAGGCUUGUGGUACCGACAGAUCGAUGGACUCUGCGUGGGGGAGAUCUGCGGCGACAGCAUGCUCUGGCACAUCCAUUGGAGGAUUCCACAGGGGGAGACACCUCUGCAGGUCUUGGCCAGCGACGUCAUCAUGUUCGAGCUUGAUGGUUGUGUCAAUUUGGGCAAAGUUCACCUGCAUGCGCAGGCCAGCAUACACUGGAGUGAUGGCGACGUGUGGUUGCAGAAGUAA